GCUGAGACAGCUUUAGCCUCCGAGCUUGUGCCCUGUCCCAUCUCUCUGGUCUCUCUCUUUUUGCUCAGAGGAUAUGAUCUUUGAGGCAAGGACUCCUGUUUCUGUGAACAAGAGGUACUCAAAGGUUGGGCUGAGCAAUCCUAUGGUGAGUUAUUUCUCGUGAAAGCCGUUGCCUUUGACUGGAUACAGGUGUUUAGCCUUGAAGAUUGAGAGUUGAACUACUCAUCGCUAAAUUAUGUGCUCAAAGCAUGCAGAGAAUGUAGAGGGAGUAGUUCUGGAAGGUGCCAAAGGCAAAGGUGGAGAAAAGGGCCAGAAAAUGGAGUAAUUUUGAAGUCUUCUGGAACCGUCUGGUUGGUCAUGGUCAAAAUAGCAAAUAGAAUUUAGGAACUAUGAGGAAGAGCUCAAAAAAAAGAAGCAAGGAACAUUUUUUACUAUUUCUUUGGAUAUUGCUCUUCUAUUCUCAAUGCUCCAUUCGAUUUUUCUUGCCACACCCCAAAAAAGACACAGGGCUGGAAGGACUACAGAAAAGGGCGAUCAGCUGGUUAGCGAUACGGUCUGUUUUCUGAGGGAAGGUUCUGGUUCUUUAACCUGGAAAAGAGAUGACCAUGAAGAGAAUCCUUAGACAUUGAGCGGUUUGGAGAAGGUGAAAAAGGAACUGGUUCACAAGGCAGAACAAUGAAGGUAUAGGCUUUUGUGCUUAAAAAAAAUAAUAGUUUUUCAAAUUACAUGAUUUCUAAGUUCAACCUUGGGUCAUUCCUAACAUGCGAAGGCAAGUUUAAUUCAUGUACGUGCUGUUCUCGCACUGUUCCCUUAAGUGGUGGCAUAUGGGGCUGGACUUUGUCAGACCCAUCCUGAUGACUUCUAUGAGAAAAUCUGACUUGUGUGCAUUUGGAACAACCCCACCCACCACAAAAGCCCGAUUUGGAUCGAGGCUGUACAGUCCCUCCCCUUUGCUCAGGGUCCUUGUUCUCUCUCCAGAAGUGUCCUGUGGCAGAAGGACAACAGAGAGGAUGGUGAAGGAGGUGCUCUCGGUAGCUGCAUGUUACCCGUCCGUGAGCUCAACCUGGCUUAAAAGAGCAGGUUCAUCACGCUGGACAGCAGGAGAGCGCUGUAACGUGUGCUGCUCCUGGGUGAGGCAAGCAGCUAUCCAUUGCAAUCUGAAUCCGAAUGGUAUUGAUCACCCUGUCCCCACAGAAGGUAUUAGUCUGCAACUUGAAGGUGAAGGAGUUGAAUCGCCCUCUGCGAAGAACACCAGUGCUCCAAAAGGGCCUGAGUCAAAAGAGACACCCAAAAAGCAACAAGUGGAACCAGAAAUAUCUAAGUCCGGGACUGUGAAGCUGACCAAGCCUGUGGCAUUAUGGACCCAGCAGGAUGUCUGCAAAUGGCUGAAGAAACAUUGCCCUAAUCAGUAUCAAAUCUACAGUGAGUCAUUCAAACAGCAUGACAUAACUGGCCGUGCUUUGCUGAGACUUACUGACAAAAAGCUUGAACGAAUGGGCAUUGCCCAGGAAAGCCUGCGACAGCACAUUCUGCAGCAAGUCCUUCAGCUGAAGGUGAGAGAAGAAGUCCGAAACCUCCAGCUGCUUACACAAGGAAUUUACACUGCUGGGCUUCUGGUUGAUGUAGUCUUCAUCAGCUAACACCUUUAUGGACAAUCUGAAUGAGCAGAGCUGGAAAUAAGAGGAUAGGAAAUGUCCUUCUGGAUCAGAACGCUAUCCCACUUCCAAAUGCUCUGUCUCUGACAGAGCCAAGAACCCUGGACUCUCUCUGUGGUCUCAUCCCCUUGUGCUCCCCAGCAUCCAGAAGUACUGCAUUAGGAAGAAUCCCUGCCUAGUUCUUUUGCUAUCCAUUUAGUAUCUGUCUUAUUUUGUCAUCAACCAAGUUCUUCACAAGAAAUCUUUUUACAAACAGAAAUAUGGCAUCCUCAGUGGAGCCAAAACUUCCAAAGCCUACCUUUGUGUGCCUUCGGUUGGGACUCUUCUGCCUUCUACAGAGACGAAGCAAUCCCACUGUUAUGUGCGUGCAGUAGUAGCCAUGCAUCCUCUGUAUUUCACGUACAGACCAGUCACAUCUCAGACACAUCAGAGGAAUUGUUCCUGUUGCUCUCCAUUGAUUAUUGUAGAAGAUCAGGAUGUCUGUCAGGUAUAUUUGUCUACAGGGCAGACGACUAAUAUUAGGUGAGAUCAAUUCCCACUCGCUAUGCCUAGAUGUAAACUCCCAAGCAGCAAAAUGCGGUUCUGAAGGCUGGAUGAAUUGCCCUCUUCACUCAGAUAACACAGUAUUUCUGAUUUUAUGAAACCAGUGCUACUGACGCCUGCAUAAAUGUGUUCUGUUAGCAAAGUGUUUCACCAUAUUGGUACUUGUAACAAACACGAAAGUCACUUAAACCCUUUUUGAAAAUAUAAAGUUUUGCUGUUUUCAAUCCACGUAGGUGGACUUUGCCAAAUAGUUCAAAAGCAUUUUUUCUUCCUGUUGUUGCUAGCAUUUAUGGCCUGUGCAAUAAAGAUUUAUAAUUACUGGAAAGAAUCAAUGGAGGUGGGAGAAAAUCCCUCCCCUUUUUAUACUUUUGUAAACUUGCUUUUCUAAGUUAUAUA
Molecule: messenger RNA, 2594 nt
Organism: Cygnus olor (mute swan)
Lineage: Eukaryota; Metazoa; Chordata; Aves; Anseriformes; Anatidae
Gene: SAMD12
Product: sterile alpha motif domain containing 12
Exons: 5
Coding region: 783-1640 (285 amino acids)
Biological process (GO): cell surface receptor protein tyrosine kinase signaling pathway
Cellular component (GO): cytoplasmic side of plasma membrane
Molecular function (GO): protein binding
Source: RefSeq, a predicted model, not a curated record